ACAGACAUCAGCAAAGACUUCCUUCACACACACGCACAAGCUCACUCUCUCUCCUUCCCUGCUUGUGGAAACAGCCCUUUUGUACCAUACGCUAGCAUGUCCGACAAGCCAGAUCUCACAGAGAUUGCAAGGUUUGACAAAACCAAGCUGAAGAAGACGGAGACAAAAGAGAAGAACCCUCUGCCCACUAAAGAGACUAUUGAACAGGAGAGAAAAGGAGAUACAAGCCCCUAACCUGAUGGAGAAGAGGAAGGCCAAGCACAACAGAUGCACCUUUGAUGGCACAUUAAAUAUUAUUUAGCUAUUAUCUAUUUAUGUUUUCUUUUUAAAUUUUAAGGGUAUUACUGCCCCUUGUGAUGCAUGGUUACUAUGGUAAAGUCACCUUCAAAAAACAAGAGUAACAGGAUAGUGCUUGAACAUGGAUCUUUUAACAAAUUUAAUUAAUAGCAACUUUCUUAAUAAAAAUCUUCACGAAAUAAAGGCAAAAUAUGAACACA
Messenger RNA from Tachysurus vachellii, 497 nucleotides. It is a transcript of the gene tmsb2, whose product is annotated as thymosin beta 2. Lineage: Eukaryota; Metazoa; Chordata; Actinopteri; Siluriformes; Bagridae. Gene Ontology annotation, cellular component: cytoplasm. Gene Ontology annotation, molecular function: actin monomer binding. Gene Ontology annotation, biological process: actin filament organization; regulation of cell migration. The transcript is spliced from 3 exons. The record is from RefSeq and is a predicted model, not a curated record. The coding region runs from base 97 to 234 and encodes 45 amino acids.